AGGGUUUCUUUCUUUCUUUUUUUUUCAUGAGCAAUUUCGCCCUUCUAACGUUUUGCCGCCUCUUGGGUGUCUGCGCCAAGCGCCGCGAAGCAAAGCAGGAGGCGAAAAGAAAAGAACUGGAAGAAAAAAAAAGAAAAAAAGAAAAAGGAAGAAGAGGAAUGGCAGCACAAGAAGAAGUAAAGAAGAAAGCCGGCGAUCGUAAGCGGAAGCAAGUCUUCAUCUACGGCAACUACAAGAACUAUUACGGCUAUCGAAUAGAUCGGAACCAGAAGGAAGAUCCCCGACUCGCGGUUAUGAGGAGGGAAUGGUUCGAGGGAAAGGAUUGCCUCGAUAUCGGUUGCAACCAGGGGUUGAUAACCAUUGAGAUAGCAAAGAAGUUCUUCUGCCGAAGCAUUCUUGGAAUAGAUAUUGAUGCAGGUUUGAUUGAAGCUGCUAAUUGGAAUCUACGGAAGAUAUCUAGAAUAGAACAGAGAAAUCAUAGAUUGAAGGAGGCAUCUGAUUCACAGAUUUUAGAUGGUUCAAAUUAUUCAAAGCACAAGGUCUCUCGGGCUUCAGAUGGGGAAACAUUUCACUGUCGGCAUGAUGCCUCUUCUCUCUCAGAAGGCAAUCUUUUUAAAAGAGUUACUUUCCAAAAAGAAAAUUUUGUUGAGAGGAUGGAUGGAUGCUCAGAGAAGUAUGAUACUAUUAUUUGUUUAAGCGUAACAAAAUGGAUCCAUCUGAAUUGGGGUGAUGCUGGAUUGAUUACUUUGUUUGUAAAGAUAUGGAGACUUCUUAGACCGGGUGGGAUUUUUCUAUUGGAGCCUCAGCCUUGGUCUUCAUAUAAAAAAAAUCGACUAGUUUCUGAGACUGCAAGGGUGAACUACAAUGAAAUUACUCUUCAUCCAGGUGAAUUUCGAGACAUACUUCUAGAUAAGGUUGGAUUCAGAUCGGCAGAGAUAAUGACUGACAGUUUAUCGGGCACUGUUGUUGGGUUUGAACGGCCAAUUUUUGUCUUUCAUAAGUGACCAUGAUGGAAAUAAGCUAAUACAGUAGCCAGGAAACCCUUACCCUAAAUGUUUCUUAAAUAUCUGGAUUCAACUUUAUGAUGCUAUAUUUCUUAUUCUAAUUAAGGCUACAUUUUAGUGCCACUAAUUCUCAUUGUUUUCGAACCAUUACCUCAUAUUUGUGUAUGCCAUCGCACGCGUGUUUCCCUCCUGACCUUAUUCUGCUAGGCAUUCUCACCACCGUGAUGCUUGUAUCAGAUGCAUUUUCCUAAUGUUUUGAUCUGUACAGCUUUCAUUGCCUCAUCCACCUUAUAAACUUUUCUUUGCCAUGAGUUGCUCACUUUAACACCAGAGUUCCUUCUCUGCAUCAUCAUCAUCAUCAUCAACAUCCUUUUGUAUAAAUCCAAGACAGAUAAUGUUGAAGAAAUUGGCAGCUUAACAGUGGGUGACAUUUAAAAUUCUUCUACAUCAAUAAGUCACAUUUGGAUUGGUGAGCAAAUGCUUGAUUUGUUUUUGGAUGCUAUUGGAUCUGCAUCAUGAUACGAGUCCUUCCAGUGCAAAAUUCAAGCAAUGCAGAGCAGCAAUUAUCUUCAUUUGCGAGUACUAGUCUAUUAUAAAGAACUCAUUGGCAUGUACAAACUCAGGUGGACAGAGUUACAGUAUACGGCAAGAAAUUUGAACAAUAUAUAUUGUAAUCAUGUUGUUUAUUAUUUUUUGUACUUGCCCGCUGACAACUGAAUAUUGGUUGAUGAAUUCAAUGGGCAUAUGUACCGCUAGACACAGUUAUGGUAUACGGCGAGCAAUUUGGACUUGGCGUGAUUGCCGUG
Messenger RNA from Elaeis guineensis (African oil palm), 1810 nucleotides. Its product is annotated as probable RNA methyltransferase At5g51130. Gene Ontology annotation, biological process: snRNA modification. NCBI's taxonomy places the organism in Eukaryota, Viridiplantae, Streptophyta, Magnoliopsida, Arecales, Arecaceae. The record is from RefSeq and is a predicted model, not a curated record. Gene Ontology annotation, molecular function: RNA methyltransferase activity; O-methyltransferase activity; snRNA binding.